UGAGUGCAGAAGCACAUCAGCCACCACAAGACCAAAAUCAUUCGAAAUGGCUCGUUAGUCGUAUUUUAAAAUCAGUGGUAUACAGACGUGUGUGUUUUGCACAGUAAAGAAUCGAGUACGCAUGCGCGCGUGCUUCGCAACCAAUUCUAAAUUCACGAUCACUGUAAGACGAAACAAAAAAAUAAUAAUAAUUCGAAUCUGAAAGCCCAUAAACUUGCAUACCAAUCAUCAGAAAAACAAUCGAUUUACCAAUUGAAAAAAACGAGACGAAACAAAAAACAACACCAAAAAAACGAACGACGAAAUUCCAUUUGAUUCUUUCACUUCUUGCAUAUUUAUUGGCUCGUUGCUUUGCCGUUUUUAAAACACGAAAUCAAAAAAUUCUCUUUCUACUUUCGGUCUGAAGCGUGCGCAUCGCAAACAAAACAUUUUACAUUCGAUUUAUGUUGUGUGAGUGUAUGUGUAUGUGUUUAUUUAAUGUGCCGUAGCAUACGAAAAUUCUUUGAUCCGAUCACUAAAACUACAAUCAAUUGAGUGCAAAUGAAUUCUAUAAAUCCAUUUAUGGCAAUGUGAUAUACUUGAGCGAAAAAAAAAUACAAACAAUUUCAUAAAUAAGUUUGAACAAGAAAAAAAAACGUCAGACGAAAGAAGAAAAACGGUAGUGGAAAAGUGCUUGCGUGCCACAGUCGAUUUCGAGUGAAUUAACGGCGUAAAGGCAAUUGAUCAACGAAACGGUUCUCACUUGCAUGUUAAUUUCUACACAAUUUUGACAUUUCUCUAUAUGAAACAAAUUGAAUGCCCGUUAAAUUACCAAAGCGAAAGCUAAACAAACAAUUCAAUUGAAUCGAAAUUGAAGUCAGUCCUUUUUUUUCGAUUAUCGACUGCUUGUGUUUAAAGAUCAUCGGGAGAAAUUUUAUUUUCAGAAAGACAGGAAGACAUCGAUUGGAAUAAAGAGCACCGCACCGAAGUGAACGAAAGCAUAGCAAGCGCCAUAGCAUUAUCAUCGGCCACAUUCGAUACAAAUCGAUCCAAAAUUAAGCAACUGGAUUCCUCAAGCAUACACUGUGGCCUCAAAAUGCGCAGAAAAAAAGGCCGUUCAACGUAUUCAUUUCAAAUGAUGAUACCAAUUGAAGCGACCACCAUACUAUACUGGGCAUCAAUAGUUUCAAUCACAUUUUUUGCAUACUGUUCGUGCGAUGAUGCAGCAUUUAACACUAAACUAAGUACAAUCAGUGGCCAUGUCGAAUCAGCAACACCGGCUAUGCAGCCGAACAUUUUUACAAAUCAUUCAAUAACUAGAAAGAAAAUCUCAAAUCAUCAAAUUCAUAGCAAUCAAACGGCAUCGUCACAACGCAGUUUUCAAUCAAUAAUCAAACCAUCUGGCAACGAACUGUGGGACGGUAUUAUAAAUGAUUGUUUAUACAAGCCAUCGUUUUCAUGCUUUCAAAAGAAUAUUUAUACAUAUUUGGACAAUACCUUGAAAUUGUCGGAUGUGAAUGUGACCGAUCGAAUUCUGUUCAAGAAAAUCGACAUCGAUCCCAAUUUAUUGGCACAAUUACAAAACAACACCGAAGAGGAACGUGACAAUGAAAUUUCGGAAGAAGAAACUCGUGAAUUCAAAUCAGAAUCACCAAUCGAAGAAGUGACCGAUGCGCUGUAUGGAAAAUGGAGAAAUUUUAUGAUGACACAUAAUCUGGAAUUGAAAAUGCCCGAAGUGCUAUUCGAUGGUGCAACAUUUCGUAUAACUCCACGUGCAUUCGAUGGUGACGGUGCACUCGUUAAAUUUGAAAUGAUUCCAAAAGCUUUAGAAGAAAGAGAAUCAGAUGUUGGCCGACUUUUUGGUCUUAAGAAACAUAUUAGUAAGUUUUUAAAAAAAAAAUUCCUCAAAAACAAAAUACUAUUAUCAUUUUUGGCCAUCGUAUUGGUCAUCAAACUCAUCAAGAUAAAAAUAUUCUGGAUUUUACCGUUGAUUGUUGGUGUGACGGCAGCGAAAAAACUUCUCUUGAAAUUCGUUUUGUUCCUGUUCCCGGCACUUUCACAUCUAUUCAAAUUGUGCUCAUACUAUCACAAGAACUAUCAUGACACGAAAUACCAUCACCAUCAUCAUCAAAUCAAUCAUUUGCAUACGGUUGUACCAGCAUGGUACAAAGACUUACAUGAACGUCCACCACCACAUCAACAUCGGCCAGAAAUUAUUUACACUGCGCCGCCAAGAGGUCAUCCAGUUGAAUACAUUCAUAGUCUUCCAGCUCCACCGCCACCACACCAGCAUUAUCCAAGCGAUUGGGAACAUUCCGGACCCGGGCUUGGCUCAGAGUACAUAUCUGAUAUACAUCGGAAUAUAAAUGUGAAUCCACACUCGAAAUCGGAAACAUUCAAACCAAAAUUAGAAGACGAUGAGACUAUCAACAGUUGGGGCCUUGAGCAAGCUGUAAAACCGGUCGAAAGCACUUUAGAUACAUAUCCAGCCAAUCCGCAAUCCAGUUUAAGCCCAUUCCCGCCGCCCAGAUCGACGAUAGAAACAUCAAUCGGUCGGGCACCAUUUGUAGAUGAUUCAGUAGGAUCGCAAUCGAAAAUAUACAGCACAUAUGAACCAACUAGUCAAGUCAAAUAUUCACCCGACAAAUAUUUAAUAGCCGAAAAGAUCCAAAACGCAAUACAUCAACAGCCAGCUUAUGCUCAGAGUAUGAUAGCAAUUGAUCCAUUUUAUGGUCCGAUCGUCGCUCGAAUUGAUAGCAUAUUGAAUCAAUACAGUACAUACGUGAGUGAACAUUGCAAAGAAUGGCUCGUGUGUAAUAUGUACAAGAGCCCAGCCCAGUUUAGUCCGCACAGUAAUUUCUUGUCGGCUGAAUUGAGCAGAGAUUCAUCGGAAUUACAAAAACCGGCCACACUGAAUGCAGCUGUACUCACAUUCUACAAAUACGUAAAAGCUGCGAGAGAUGGACAAGAUCAAAAGAGUUGCUUAUCGCUAAACCCAAAGUGUACAAUGUAACAAGCAUAUGUGCACAUUUGAAUUGUGGAAUUUGAUUCAAAAACCCUAAGUUUAAUUCAAGCCUAAUUUAUUUAUUUAUUUUGUUGCAUAAUUUUAAAAAAAACUGAGAAUCUAAAUAUUAGUGCAUGUGUAGAUAGCUGUUCUUUUUUGCGAUUAGAGAGAAUGAAAGGAAUUAAUAUAAUAUAUUAAGAAUGUGUGCUUGAAUCGUUAUAAUUAAUUAAGGGUAAAUGGAUUUUUUGACCAAAGCAAAUUAAAAAAAAAUUAUCUUUUUAAAGCAUAGCCAAAUGCUAAUAAACAAAACUUAGGCCACACAUCCACAAGAAUACAGUAAUAAUUUAUUCAAAGCAUCGACUCUGAUCACAUUUUGCUUGCAAAUAGUCGCAAAUACAUGAACAAACAAACAAAAAAUUAGUACAGUAUGUUUGCAUAAGAUUAUUUAGAUGACACCUGACAUUUGCCUUUGUGAAGGUAACAUUUGUAUAAAUAAAAUGAUAAAUAAAAUAAUGAUAAUUAUAACAAAUAAUAAAAAAUAAAUGAAAGCGAAGAUUUUUCAUUUUAUACCAGAAUCACAAAUAUAAUUAAUGUUGGUUUUGAUAAAAUCAGGGAUUGUUACUCUGAUGAGGGGGAAUGCUGAGGAGGCUUUUUUAUUACAAAAAUAUCUUUUUGUGAUGUUUCUUCUCUGCGCUCUCCUCCCCCUCGCCAUUCCUUCUCCCCAGAGGAACCAUCCUUGGAUAAAAUAUGGGCUUCUGAAAAUGUAAUUAAUUGCAUAUGAGUUUCGGGCAAGUUUGAUUCAUUUUUCAUCAUAACUAUAGAUGAUGCGUUAGCAAAAACCGUUUUCAUUUGAUUAUCGCCGAAAACCUGCUUAGAAUUUAAACUCGUCUGAUAUUCUAGUUUUAAAAAAAACUCUCGCUUGUAUAGGUCAUGACAUUCUAUCUGUGAUUCAUAGAAUUCUCCAAAUUGAAAACUCAGACUAACAUUUGCAUCAAAAGUAAAUAAAAACGCAACAAUU
Molecule: messenger RNA, 4001 nt
Organism: Contarinia nasturtii (swede midge)
Lineage: Eukaryota; Metazoa; Arthropoda; Insecta; Diptera; Cecidomyiidae
Gene: Osi17
Exons: 9
Coding region: 1076-2992 (638 amino acids)
Source: RefSeq, a predicted model, not a curated record